AUGCACGGUGGCGGAGUCGACACCGACAAGCACAAUGGGGCAGACUCGGCGUCCCUGCGUGAGAAGGUGAAGCUGCGGCGCGGCGAAAAGUGGCGCAUCCUCAAGAACAUCAUCACCGUGUCGUUCGCCUUCAUGGUGCAGUUUACAGCGUUUCAGGGUACCGCCAAUCUGCAGUCGUCGAUCAACGCCAAGGAUGGGCUCGGCACGGUGUCGCUCAGUGCCAUCUACGCGGCGCUGGUCGUGUCCUGCAUCUUCCUGCCGACGCUGGUGAUUCGCAAGCUGACGGUCAAGUGGACGCUCUGCGUGAGCAUGCUGUGCUACGCCCCGUAUAUAGCGUCGCAGUUCUACCCGCGGUUCUACACGCUGGUGCCGGCCGGCAUCCUGCUCGGCCUUGGUGCCGCCCCGAUGUGGGCCAGUAAGGCGACCUACCUAACCCAGCUAGGCCAGGUCUACGCCAAGCUCACCGACCAGUCGGUAGAGGCGAUCAUUGUGCGCUUCUUCGGGUUCUUCUUCCUCGCCUGGCAGACGGCGGAACUGUGGGGCAACCUGAUCUCCAGCCUCGUGCUCUCGAGUGGUGCGCACGGAGCCGUAUCUUCCGUCUCGUCCAACGGGUCCGAACCGCACGAGGACAUCGACAGCCUGUCGGCGUGCGGUGCCAACUUCUGCGUCGUCGAAACGUCGGACAAUGCCAACCUGCAGCGGCCUCCCGAUUCGGAGAUCUUCGAAAUCUCCGCCAUCUACCUGUCCUGCAUCGUCGCCGCUGUUGUUAUCAUUGCGGUGUUCCUGGAUCCCCUAUCAAGAUAUGGUGAGCGUCGACGCGGUUCGAUCUCGGCUACCGAAAUCUCCGGCAUGCAGCUCCUGUCGGCCACCUUCAAGCAGCUCAAGAAGGUGAACCAGCAGCUGCUGAUCCUCAUCACCGUGUUCAUCGGUAUGGAGCAGGCGUUCAUCGGUGCCGACUUCACGCAGGCGUACGUGUCGUGUGCGCUCGGCAUCCACCAGAUUGGCUACGUGAUGAUCUGCUUCGGCGUGGUGAACGCGAUCUGCUCCAUCAUUUUCGGCUCAGCGAUGAAGUACAUCGGCCGGGUGGUCAUCAUCAUCUUAGGUGCGAUCGUACAUGGAGGCUGUAUCAUCUACCUGCUCUACUGGCGACCGCAUCCAGAUCAUCAGAUCGUCUUCUUUAUCCUCUCCGGCCUGUGGGGGAUCGGGGAUGCCGUCUGGCAGACGCAGAUUAAUGGUUUGUACGGAGCACUCUUCCGCCGGAACAAGGAAGCUGCCUUCUCGAACUACAGGCUGUGGGAGUCGGUUGGUUUCGUCAUCGCCUACGCCUACUCGACGCAGCUCUGCGCACGCAUGAAGCUGUACCUGCUGUUCGGCGUUCUAGUGUGCGGCAUGAUCGGCUACACCAUCGUCGAGAUCCGCCAGCUGAAGAAGGAGAAACGAUUGAAGGAGCUCGAGGAGAUCCCCAAGCAGCAACAGACGGAAGCCGACCGCAAGGCCAUCGAAGACGACGACGAGAAGGACGAGCUGGAGGAGGACAUCGUUGUGACGCAUCUGUAGAGUACCAAGUGCACCGGGCACCCAACAGCACCGGCAUCUUACCGUCAUCUUACCCACAAACACCACCACCAACACCCGAUCCUCCCAACUCGCCCCCGUGUGCAGGCACCGUUGCGUUAACCCUUACCGCUAUACCAAUAUACCAAUGUCAAUCAAUCAUGUUCCACGCUACUUUCACGCGGUAUCGCACCCGAUACGCGGUCAGUACGAUUUGUUCGCAGGUAUGUAUGUUAAGUGGAAUCUAGUAAAAAUAUAUAGGUA
This is a messenger RNA of Anopheles coustani, 1818 nucleotides long. RefSeq names its product UNC93-like protein. Gene Ontology annotation, biological process: regulation of potassium ion transport; regulation of muscle contraction. The transcript is spliced from 8 exons. The coding region runs from base 1 to 1557 and encodes 518 amino acids. Gene Ontology annotation, cellular component: plasma membrane; striated muscle dense body. The record is from RefSeq and is a predicted model, not a curated record. Gene Ontology annotation, molecular function: potassium channel regulator activity. NCBI's taxonomy places the organism in Eukaryota, Metazoa, Arthropoda, Insecta, Diptera, Culicidae.